Molecule: messenger RNA, 1326 nt
Organism: Impatiens glandulifera
Lineage: Eukaryota; Viridiplantae; Streptophyta; Magnoliopsida; Ericales; Balsaminaceae
Product: pectate lyase-like
Exons: 4
Coding region: 1-1326 (441 amino acids)
Molecular function (GO): pectate lyase activity
Source: RefSeq, a predicted model, not a curated record
AUGACAAAGAUUAAGCAAAUUCCAAUUCUUAUAUUUCUUCUUGCUUUGAACGUUUUAUCGUGUAUCUCAUAUGCCCAAACCAAAGAAGCCGAUGAUGCGUAUUGGCGACAAAAGUCGUUAGAAGCCCAUAAAGUGGCGGUGAAUAGUUAUACUACUAAUCCUUUGGGUGUCACCGAUAACUUCAAUGAGCAAGUUGGCGAGGUUCUAUGGGGCCAGAAUGACACAAGGAGGAGUCUCAAGAGAGUUAGAGGGGCAUGUAUGGCUACCAAUCCAAUUGAUCGUUGUUGGCGAUGCCGAUCAAAUUGGGCGACAGACAGACAGCGACUUGCAGGGUGUGCCCAAGGGUUCGGGCGUCACACAACUGGAGGAAAAGGUGGAAAAUUAUAUGUUGUAACGAAUCCUUCGGAUAACCACCUAUUGAACCCAAUACCAGGAACCAUUCGUCAUGCUGUAGUUCAAGAUGGUCCCCUUUGGAUUAUCUUCGCCAGAUCCAUGACCAUUAGACUCCAACAAGAGCUCAUAAUGACCAGCCACAAGACGAUCGAUGCAAGAGGAGCAAAUGUUCAUAUUGCUAAUGGUGCGGGAUUUACCAUCCAAUUUAUUCAAAAUGUUAUUAUCCAUGGGCUUCACAUUCAUAAUAUCCAUCCCGGACAAGGUGGAUUGAUUAUAGAUUCUAUUCAUCAUUUUGGUAUAAGAACGAAAAGCGACGGUGAUGGCAUUUCAAUCUUUGGAUCGUCAAACGUAUGGAUCGAUCACGUUUCAAUGUCAAAAUGUGCGGACGGUCUAAUCGAUGCCAUCAUGGGGUCUACCGCAAUCACCAUUUCCAAUAGCCAUUUCAACCAGCACAACGAAUCUUUUCUAUUUGGUGCAAGUCCUGAUCAUACAAUAGAUAAGCUCAUGCAAGUGACAAUGGCAUUCAACCAUUUCGGAAAAGGGUUAGUACAAAGGAUGCCACGGUGCAGAUACGGUUUCACUCAUGUUGUCAACAAUGACUACACCCAUUGGAUAAUGUAUGCCAUCGGGGGCAGCAAUGCCCCCACCAUCAUUAGCCAAGGGAACCGCUUUAUUGCACCUAUGGACAUUGGGGCCAAAGAGGUGACAAAGAGGGUUUACUCAGAUGAUGUUGAUUGGAAGAAAUGGCAAUGGGUAUCAGAAGGAGACUUAAUGUUGAACGGAGCCUUCUUCGUUCAAUCAGGUCCACGACUGUCGUCAUCAGUAUCAAUUAGGAAUAAAAAUGGGAUGAUGAAUGCAAAGCCAGGUUCGUUUGUAACUAGAUUAACAAGAUUUGCAGGACCACUAGGUUGCAGGCCUGGAAAGCCUUGUUAA